Messenger RNA from Ailuropoda melanoleuca (giant panda), 2114 nucleotides. RefSeq names its product MOB kinase activator 3A (gene MOB3A). Bases 324 to 977 code for a protein of 217 amino acids. The transcript has 4 exons. NCBI's taxonomy places the organism in Eukaryota, Metazoa, Chordata, Mammalia, Carnivora, Ursidae. The record is from RefSeq and is a predicted model, not a curated record.
AGAAAGGGGGAGGAGAGUGUGUGUUGGGGCUGGGGAAUUUUGUCAUCUUACCUUCAUCAGUCUAGAAGUUUCUAAGCACCACCCACAUCUCGUCUGAGGGAAGAGCCUGGGCCGCCAGCAGAGCCCUUAGCACUGAGCCCAAGAAGCCUGUCCCGCCUUCCCCUGCGCCGUCCACGGACGUGUCUGGGAAGAACCGGUCUCGGGGAAGGCCUGGGGCCCAGCGAAACUGCCGUCGCCUCCUCGGCUGCCUGACACAAACGUCCUGCCCGAGCCCCCUGCAGAGGCGUCGCCAGGGGGCACGCAGACCGGGUGGGGGGGCCGCGAUGUCCAACCCCUUCCUGAAGCAAGUGUUCAACAAGGACAAGACCUUCCGCCCCAAGCGCAAGUUCGAGCCGGGCACCCAGCGGUUCGAGCUGCACAAGAAGGCACAGGCAUCGCUGAAUGCGGGGCUGGACCUGAAGCUGGCCGUGCAGCUGCCCCCUGGCGAGGAGCUCGGUGACUGGGUGGCCGUGCACGUGGUGGACUUCUUCAACCGUAUCAACCUCAUCUACGGCACCAUCAGCGACGGGUGCACGGAGCAGUCGUGCCCGGUCAUGUCGGGCGGCCCCAAGUACGAGUACCGCUGGCAGGACGAGCACCAGUUCCGCAAGCCCACGGCGCUGUCGGCCCCCCGCUACAUGGACCUGCUCAUGGACUGGAUCGAGGUACAGAUCAACAACGAGGAGCUCUUCCCCACGCACGUCGGCACACCGUUCCCCAAGAACUUCCUGCAGGUGGUGAGGAAGAUCCUGUCGCGGCUGUUCCGCGUGUUUGUGCACGUCUACAUCCACCACUUUGACCUCGUGGCGCACAUGGGCUCGGAGGCGCACGUCAACACCUGCUACAAGCACUUUUACCACUUUGUCAGGGAGUUCGGCCUCAUCGACACCAAGGAGCUGGAGCCGCUGAAAGAAAUGACCGCACGGAUGUGCCACUGAGAGCCUCUCGGCCCCGCAGUCACCGAGGCAGUGCCCCGGGGGACGCUCGCACCUGAGGGCCACGUCUCCGGAACAUGGACCUGGGCUUUUUAGAAAGCCCAGCCGGUGAGCAAGCUCGGUGCCCUGGAGGCUGCGCUGAACUCGGGGGUGGAGUCCUCCACGAUCCCGCCGGUCGCUGCCGCCAUGGGUCUGCACGCAGCCAACCUGAGCCCAUCUGCUUGGUAGGCGUUGAGCUUGAAUUCCGUGGCUGCGCGUGGACCUGUGUCCAUGUGAACUCCGUGUGCUGAGCACCCAGGAAGACCCCCUCUGUGAACCACUAGCAUUUGCCCUGUGGGCGCCCAGACCAGCCGCCGUGUGUUGUUGGUGCCUGGUGGCCCCGUGCCUGCUUCGCAACUCGCAUGACAGGGACCCCGCCCCUGCUCCCCAGCUUUCCCGGGCCCCUUCCCUGAUCGUGGAAGAUUGGAUUUUUCUCCCUGUGAGCCCGCCUCCCCCUUUGGAAAAGUAUCCCCUCUCCCCUCUGCAUAACCCAGGGUUAGUCUCCCGUGGAUCCGCUCUCCCGGGCUGGAAUCUUCUGAAUUUUGCCAAAUGUUUAGCUGGAGUUAGCCUUUCUGCAGAUGCCUGCCAACUUCAUGUGGAAACCCUGUGUUGGCGUGGCCCCGUGUGGCUUCGGGACCCAAACCCCAGCACUGUCUCCCGUGGACGUUGGGAGGGGUGGCCAGGGCCCCGUCUGGGCCACACCACAGUAACCACAGGAGCCCCAUUCUGCCUGUGCCCCCACCCCACCCACGUGCAGCGUCCUCAGUGGCCUUUUCCGUGGCAGCCCUUCCAGUCUGGACCGCACUGACUCCGGUACUUCUGGGUGUCUGGGAUGCUCGCAGGAGCGAGGAGCACCGUCCCCCAACGCCGAACAAGUGCAAUUAACGUGACCUUGGCCUUGGUCCUUCUGGAAAGCCCCGGGCUCCAGCUCGAGGAGGCCCCUUCUGGCCAAAUGUAGCUCCCUUUAAACGCAAAGCCUCGGCCAAGCACCAUAACCACUGUGUCCCCCAGGGCUACGGGCUGUUCCCACAGGGACUGCUGUCCACCCUCCCUGCCGCUGGCUGUUCCCACACCAUCAGAAUACACUGUGCCAUCUUUGUA